UGUGUGUGUGGUGCGUGUGCGCGCGCGUGUGUUCCUGUGGGAGAUUAGAGGCUUCGCGAGCAGCAGCAACAAGAGGUUCGUGCUCUCACGAGGACCAGCGCGCGGCCACCGGAUCCCCACACCAAACAAAGGUUCUUCGGGGUCUGGCUCCGCCUCCUUUAGAGCAUCGGUCCGAACGGAGCAUCGCAUCCCUCGUCAUUAAAACAACCCCUAAAUAAUAAUGGCGGACGUCUUCUCCCUGGCUGGAGUGUCUUUGUGUUGAACUCCAGAUGGCUCCAGGAACAGCGACCUCCUCCUCCUCCUCCUCUUCCUCCUCCACCCUAGAUCUUGUCCACAUGAGGCCAGGAGGGGUCUGGGCCUCCACCAGACCCAACUGACCCAUCACCUCCACCCCAGCCGCAGGUGAUAAUGCUGGCAGGAAACCGGCGUCAUGCGCGGCGGCGGCUGAAUUGGAAACGUGUGAUUCCCGUCCGAGGGAAGAGGAGGAGGAGGAGGAGGAGGAGGAGGGGGAGGAGGGAGUAAGGAGGGAGAAAGGAGGCGAGGAACAACAAAAUGCUCUUAGGCUCGUUCCUGCAGGAUUAGAGAUUAAAAUAAGAAAAGAAAAGAAAUGCGGAUAGUGUGCAAAGGUCUGAGCUUUGAAACCAAACAGGGGGGGGGGGACUGCUGCUGAUGAUCCAGAUUCUUACCAUUUCAUUCUCUCUAGAAGCUUCGAGUUGAGCCGUCUCCAUGUUUCCAAACCUCCCUCUAUCUCCCGUCUCUGUUGCGCAGAGAAGAGGCACCAUGCAGGUGGCGUGCCAAAAGACGAGGGUGCUCUGCGUGGCGCUCGCUGUCCUCGUCUGCGUCCUGGUCCUGUGUCCGUGGAACUUCGGGCCCGCCAAAAGCGUCCGCAAGAGGAUCCUGAUCCCGACAACGAAGUUUUGGCGCGUGCCGGAGCGGAGCGGCUCCUUCUGGAACAAGGAGCAGCAGUACCUGGACUUCACCCACAACCCCAUCCUCAGCUCGCUGCCCGAUUGGCUGAACGACACCGGGCCGCUCGACCCCUGCGAACCAGACCCCAGGGUCUCCGCACAGAUCGAGGACUACGACUCCCUACCGCAGCACUUCCAGGAUUUCCUCUUGCACAUGCGCUGCAGGACAUACCCUAUGCUGAUCGACCAGUCCCGCGUCUGCGACGGGGACCCCUUCCUGCUGCUGGCGGUCAAGUCCCUGAUCCCGCACUUCGACCGGCGGCAGGCCAUCCGCGAGACGUGGGGUCGGGUGGGCACCCUGGCCAAUCGCACUGUGGCGACGGUGUUCCUGCUCGGCAACACCGUGUCGGCGGACCUCCUGCCAGACCUGCAGGGGAUGUUGGGCCACGAGGCGGAGCUUCACGGAGACCUCCUCCAGUGGGACUACAGGGACUCCUUCUACAACCUGACCCUGAAGGAGGUGCUCUUCCUGAAGUGGUUCGGACAAAACUGCCCCAGCGCCCGGUUCGUCCUCAAGGGCGACGACGACGUCUUCAUCAACACGCUGCGAGUCCUCGACCUCCUCGAAGGCCUCGCAGAGAGCAAGGUCCGAGAUUUCUUUAUAGGCGACGUCAUCAGCAAAGCCGGUCCGCACCGAGACCGGAAGCUCAAGUAUUUUGUCCCGGAGAGCGUGUUUGCGGGGCGGUACCCGCCUUACGCGGGAGGCGGAGGGUACCUGUACUCUGGGGAGUUGGCGCUGCGCCUCUACAACGCGUCUCGGCGGGUGGUCCUGUACCCCAUCGACGACGUCUACACGGGGAUGUGUCUGGCUAAACUGGGCCUGGCUCCGGAGAUGCACAGCGGCUUCAGGACCUUCAACAUCGAGGAGAAGUACAGGUUCAGCCCCUGCGUCUACCGGAGCCUGAUGCUGGUGCACAGCCGGACGCCCCAGGAGAUGAAGAGGAUCUGGUCCUGGAUCGUCCAUCCGGACCUCGUCUGCCCGUGAACGCCUCAUCCCUCGUUUAGUUCUGUUCGAUCCUCAAGUCCAAGCAGAACCAUAUGUAACCAUAUCCAGAAAGUCUCUACAUCUUCCGCCGGAAACUAAAAACACAUCUUUUCCGACUAUACCUUGAAUAAAAACAG
This is a messenger RNA of Cyclopterus lumpus (lumpfish), 2090 nucleotides long. It is a transcript of the gene b3gnt2a, whose product is annotated as UDP-GlcNAc:betaGal beta-1,3-N-acetylglucosaminyltransferase 2a. Gene Ontology annotation, cellular component: membrane. The transcript is spliced from 4 exons. Lineage: Eukaryota; Metazoa; Chordata; Actinopteri; Perciformes; Cyclopteridae. The coding region runs from base 727 to 1953 and encodes 408 amino acids. Gene Ontology annotation, molecular function: hexosyltransferase activity. The record is from RefSeq and is a predicted model, not a curated record.